GGAGAAAACAUCUCCUCGAAGUACCAACGCACAUAGCGGAACCUAUUCUUGUGAGCAACGUGAAUAGUGGGACCUAUCUUUGAGAAACACAGGACAUUUUUGCGACCGAAGAUUGGUGUAGAAAUUUGCUUAUGUUGUGAACUGGAAACCAAAUUUAGUAGCUAUUACACAGAUACCAUAUCAGUUAUAAUAUAAUUAAUGUGUUUAGAAAACAAAAUAAGUCAAAAAUGUUGAUUAAAGUCAAGACUCUCACAGGGAAGGAAAUUGAGAUUGACAUAGAGCCCACAGACAAGGUGGAGAGGAUCAAGGAGCGGGUGGAGGAGAAAGAGGGGAUCCCUCCUCAACAGCAGAGGUUGAUCUACAGCGGGAAACAGAUGAACGAUGAAAAGACAGCGGCAGACUACAAGAUCCAGGGAGGUUCUGUACUACAUCUGGUCCUGGCACUGAGAGGAGGGGAGGUCCUUCACUGUCCCACGAGCCUUCUGCUCACCUUGUAACCACCACGCUUGCCUUAGCCCCGGUUAGAUGUUGCCCUUAAGCACAGAUCUAGGAUCAGCUUAACCCUCCUCAAAUCCAAACCGUAAUCGUUAUGGGCGAGAAAUGCAAAACGGACCUUAGAUCAGUGAUUGUGGGCAACUUCAGCUCUAUCCCCUUGGAACCGGCCAAUGUAGACCUUCUCUGAGACAUAUUACAACUGUAAUGAGGUGUUGUCCUUUUGUGUUGGGAGGAUCGCCAUGUCAGCACUCUCUCUUGUCCCUUCCUCGUUUGAGAGUAUGAAACUGAUGCAGAUGUUACGUUUACAAUGCGUGAAAGUGUGAGAAAGUAUUAUUCUUUAGAGAUAGAUUCAUGUAAUGGUUUAGUUUGUCAUUAAAACAUCAGUUUUCCGUGA
Salmo salar (Atlantic salmon) is the source of this 889-nucleotide messenger RNA. RefSeq names its product ubiquitin-like protein NEDD8. NCBI's taxonomy places the organism in Eukaryota, Metazoa, Chordata, Actinopteri, Salmoniformes, Salmonidae. Gene Ontology annotation, molecular function: protein binding. The record is from RefSeq and is a predicted model, not a curated record.